Lactuca virosa is the source of this 588-nucleotide messenger RNA. The record is from the annotation of a GenBank genome assembly. NCBI's taxonomy places the organism in Eukaryota, Viridiplantae, Streptophyta, Magnoliopsida, Asterales, Asteraceae.
AUGGGUUAUAACAUCAAUCAUGGGGCAUCUGUUUUAGCUCCAAUUCUCUCCUCAAAGACAAUCAAUGCAGACCUUGAAGAUGGAGAUAUUCAUCUAUUUCAACGGAUGCUUCUUUCGGUAAAAUAUCCAUAUAGUUAUGAGGAUUUAGAAGCUAAAGAAGAUGAGGAUGAGGAUUCAAACAACUCUUUUAGCCAGGGUGAAGAUGAAGAAGAAUAUGCUAAUUCUUCCAGAGAUGGUGAAGAUGAAGUUGAAGGUCACUUAUCUGACUCCCUAAUGUCAGCUAGGGUAUCUCCUCCAAUACUGAAUAAAAAUAUUCGUUUUCACUCUCCAUCCCCCUCUCCUUCUCCUGAACCCAUCACUCGGCGUGGAUCAAGUCCUCCACAAACUGAUCCAUCCAUUCCAAUGACAUCUCCAUCGAAACCCAUCCCACAACAUGAGACAACACCACCACUCGCUGAUACAUAUAUUCCCCUUCUCACUGGUACCACUCCUCCACAAUCAUCUCCACUUCAUGAUGAUGCUACUGGUGUUAGAUCUACACAGUCUCCUCCCAUUCAAACUGUUGCUACCUUUCAGGAUGGAGUCUAG